This is a messenger RNA of Sardina pilchardus (European sardine), 4707 nucleotides long. RefSeq lists its product as uncharacterized. NCBI's taxonomy places the organism in Eukaryota, Metazoa, Chordata, Actinopteri, Clupeiformes, Clupeidae. Bases 1531 to 2256 code for a protein of 241 amino acids. The record is from RefSeq and is a predicted model, not a curated record. The transcript is spliced from 7 exons.
GAUACAUCAACAAACUGCGAGGUAGCAGCACCACCAGUGUUAGGGCUAAGUAUUUGAUUAAGCUAUUUUCUUUAGCUAUUAAUACAUGCUGCAUUGUUAACAUUAUAUUGAUGUCUCUCCUUUCCUCCGGAUACCCCCUGGUGAAGAACUCUUUCGUAAUAGUAAGUUAUCUGUGAAGUGAGCUGGUUGAUGCAGAGAUAGCAGCUAGCUAACGUUAACUUAGCUGCAAAUCAUAUAACGUUACCACUAAACUUCAGCCAAUAGCUAAUGAUUUCUAUAGGCUUUGUGAAGUAGGAUGUAUUGCAACGCAGUUCGGUCAUGCACUUGCUUUGUUAUAUCGUUGUUUCUGAAGCUUACAAUGUGUGUUUGUGGCUAGUAGUCAGCGCUAACUCCUAGCUGGCUAACACUGGCUACCAUCGAAUGGAGGUAUCACGCAGUCCUGGUGGUUGGGCAUCAACCACAGCCAAAACGCGGAAGUAAUGUGGAUUUUGCGCGUCUACGUAAAUGUGGAGUGCAAAAUGAUUGGUCGAAGAAUCGCAGGCAAGUGCCUCUCAGCUAGCUACGUGAUUUAUACCGCGCUUUUCAAUCGCAGAGGUAAGUUGCAGCUUGCUAUCAUCGUAAUUUAUAAACUGUAUUAUAUAGAGAAAAUACAACAUUGACCGUCGAGUACUCGUGCUAGUAACGUUUUUCGUUGUGUACACGCAUUGCAUGUUGCAUACACGCAGGUUGCAUGUUUAUGUCAGUCAUAAAAAGAAUAGUUUGACAGCAACGAGGUCUUGUUUAACGUUCCUCUGCAGAGCAGCAUGUAAUGAAGCAUGCGUACUAGUCCGGGAGCCGGGGGGAAUCGACAUCAGUUUGUCGGUUUUUGAGUUAAAACGCAGGUCUGGUUAACAUUUUUAUAUUGAUUCGUUGGGUUUGAAUGUUAAUUUUGCUUCCCCCUUCAGAUCUGCCUUAUCAGCUGCCCAUCACUACCAUCCCUACCAUCCCUACCACCACACCUUGUACACUCCAUCUAAUCCAGUGUUUUUCAACCACUGUGCCGUGGCACACUAGUGUGCCGUGACACAUUGUUAGGUGUGCCGUGGGAAAUUAUCAUAAGUUUAUCAUAUUAUUAUAAGUGGUCUAAAAAAGAGUGAAUAGACAUCAUUUUCUUUGUGUUCAUUUGAUUCCUAUUCAAGACACUUUGACAAGAAUGACUUGAUAUUGUUAAUGCGGGCUACAGAUUUUUAUUUAAUUUCAUUUUCCAUAAAAUUUCAUUUUAUUUAAAAUUUUCGGCUGGUGGUGUGCCUCGGGAUUUUUUCAAUGACAAAAGUGUGCCUUGGCUCGAAAAAGGUUGAAAAACACUGAGAAACAGCUCUUUUAAGAGCUACUCUCUUUGUCUCUGUCUGUCUGUCUGUCUGUCUCUCUCUCUCUCUCCCCCUCUCUCUAUCUCUCUCUUUCUCACACUCACUCUCAGCUGUCAGGUAGGUUUACUGAAAUUGAAAUAUAUAAAACAUGCUAUCAAGUUAUUAUGACACGUAUUUGUAAUUCAUGUACUCACAACUAAUGUACUGUAUUUGUGUGUUUCUACCCAAGAGUAUGGCUGAGAAUACAGAAGGGUGUCCUCCAAAACGGCGCGCCUGGGUGGCAUACAGCCAGGCCCCUGGAAGUACCCACUAUGACCUUAACGCCUUCCCUAAAUUAAAGCGCAAGCAAUCGGAUCACAAAAAGAGGUCAGAACAGGGAGGGGGCGCACCACGGCCUCACCUUAGCCACACCUUGGCUCAGCAGCUACAAGAAAGUGAUCCAACAGAGGGGGUGUCAGGAGGGAAUCCCGAGGGGGAUGAGCAGGAGGACAUCCCUGCGAGGGAUGAGCAGGAGGACAUCCCUGUGGAGGAAAAUGUGGUACCAUUCACAGACACAGACACAUAUCAGUGUCUGUUGCUGGAGAGUGAACGUGUCUUGGUGGUUGGUGGUGGGACCAUGUUUGUCCUCAACCACUACAACAUGGUGACAAAGUGUUUGGAUAACGACAAACUGGUGGUUGUGGAAAGGAGGCCUGUUGUUUUUCAACAGUGCUGGUCCUACGUUUACAAAUGCUCCUGCGACCAUCACCAUGGGAGGCUUGUGGAAGCUCUUUCCAGCAACCUUGAGCAGUCCUUUGGCGAAACCAGCUGCAUCCAUGUGAAGGCCCUGACACAAGUGCUGCACAACUUAAAUGUGCCUGAGGUGCCUGAGGUGCCUGCGAAUCAGGAAGAUGGACCACUCACACAGUGACAACUACUAUUGCCUUAAGAAGCCCAUCUGUUCACCUUGUCUGAAUAGAGCGGUGGUAGUGUAAUGGUUGAGGAACUGGGCUAGUGUGUCAUUUCAGUUCCCAGCUUCCAUCGUUCCCUUGAGCAAAGCACUUAACCCCAAGUUGCUUUGUUGACAAUACAGUUGUGUUCAGAAAAAUAGUUGUGCUUUAAAAAGAAGUGAUUAAGAUGGAGUUACAUUCGGUUAGUUAAUCCAUGCCUAGCAGUGGUGUAAUCUAGUUAGCUGUAGUGGGCAGACAAGAGCCGUAGACUCCCCCUGGAUAGGAUACCAGUCCAUCGUACUGUAGGUAACUCCCAGCAGGAGCCAGCCUAUCAGAAUACCUGCCCAUAUUCAUUCAUCCCUGAACCAUAUUCAUAUGACUAUCCUGUGGAUCUUGGGGUUUUGCUUUAUUCACUGCAUUUUUAGUGUAAACCCGGCGAUUGGAUUUUGCCCUGUAGCUCAGGUUGGAAGAGGAGAGAGAAUAGAAUAUACUUUAUUAUCAUGCCUGCAUGUCUUUGGUCUCACUGGUAAGCGUAUAAAACACAUAGGAAACAUAGAGUACACACAUUCAUUCCAAUACACAGAAACAUAUAUCCACAUCACAUGUACCCCCUCCCUCAGCCCACACACAUGUGCAUACACAUCAGAUGCAAGGCAGAAAACACCUCCCUUCUGUCUAGCUUUUCCAUUGUUUAUUAACCAUGGAAAUUGCAUUUGGAAUAAAGGAGUUUUUGUAUAGUCAGAAAAGCAGCUCUGUUAAGAGUGCUGCAAGGUGUAAAUCCUUUUUUGGUGCUCUUCGGUGCAGGGAUUCCAGAUUUAGAAAAAGAGAGGUCCGAGGCACUCAAAAAUGAUGCAUAUAAAAACUUUUAUUUGUCUACUUACUUAUAUUUUUCCUUGCCAUGUGUACUUCCGCCCUAGGGGAAGCAGCUCAAAUUCAGAGUGGAGCGGGUGGGUGUCAUCAUCUAGUAUGUCCAUGGUUUUACUGUGUACUGCAGUGCUGUAUAGAUUAUCUAGUGUUUUUUUGAGGUCGCCCUAUGAUUUUCCCUGCCAUUUUUGCAAUUCUGGACAGCUCGUUCUUAUUGUGUUAAGUCCUAGUUAAGAAACCUGCACAUUUAUGUCUCCUGCUUCCUAUUCAUGUUGGUUUGAUUACUGAAGGACUAUCCAAAGGCGCACAGUCAUUUGAACUAUGCCCCCUGAAAACGCCUCUUGUGCAGUACAAAUACAGUACAAAUACAGCGCAGACUCCCCAGAGUAUGGCGAUAGCCUAGGGAGUGGAGGUUAGAAGAUUAAGCUGGCCACUCCAUAACCUCAAACCUUUUUGUCUUCUACGGAUAUGUGUGUGUGUGUUUCACAUAGCAAAAUUGAAUGUUCCUAUUUUUGUGUCUAGUGGUCGUUAAGAUUAAGUCAGGUGAACCCUCUAUUGAUGUAUUUUAUGUUGCAUCAAUAUGAAUCUUAAACUUAUUCUGAGAAUAAGAGAUUCUUAUCUUGAUCUAGAAAAGAUUAACUGAGGAAGAACAUUCUGUAACACUUUAUUUGAAGGGGUCUACAUAAGGGUGACAUGUAACCGUCAUAAGAAUGACAUGACACGUCAUGCACAUUGAUGACACAUUAUUGAUGUUUAUGGCUAUUGUCAUAAUGUGUCACUCGGUUUUUGGAAUGGCAAAAACCUGCCAACGUCCAACACCUGUGAAAAUGAUUUAAAAAUCCGAAUGACAUAUUAUGACAACAGUCAUAAACAUCAUUAAUGUGCAUGACAUGCGUCAUGUAUCAUGUGUCAUGUCAUUCUUAAGAGGGUUACAUGUCACCCUUAUGAAGACCCCUUCAAAUAAAGUGUUACUGAACAUUCCUGAAUAGCUGUCAUCAUUAUCCUGUAUUUACUACUGUCCUGUUAUUUACUCUUCUUUCUACUACUUGCAUUUGUCUAGCAAUAAUGAUCAGUACAAUUUAUAACUUAAAAGUUUAUGAAUAUAUAGAAUUCAUAUACAUACAUUUAAAAUCUCUUUGAAGAGCAACCCGAUUGACUUUUUAUAUCAAUGUUCUGUGCAGAACACAUUAAAUACCAUAAUUACAUCCAAUAAUCUGUCCUACCAGUUCAGGUUUAUCAUGUGAAGUUGACAUUGUUAAUUGUUUUCAAGUGAACUUGCAUAAAAUAAACUUCAGAACUUGGUACAACUUUGUGUUUACAGUGUCUGACUGAAUGCACACUCCUAGCAAAUGAGACAGCCGCACAUACUGUGUAACAAUUGAUCUGAUUGAUCAAUAGCAGUUAUUAUGCUAAAUUAAAAGAGUCAUUAUUGAAGUAUUGAACAUCUCAUAGAUACUUAACUCUUGUAACUUGGUAUGUCAGGUCUAAAUGCAUACACAACAUCCAUACCAGGACGGUAGUUAGAAGAUUAGUAUUUUCUUGUUGUCAAUGCAUUUGAAAGGUAACAA